AUGAGCCUUUCCCUGGCGGACCGUCUUGUUGAACUAAAUGACGCCCGAGAAAAAGGGCUCAUAACUACUGAAGAAUAUAAAACACUGAGAACCCGUAUUUUAGAGUCGUUUUCACAAGUAUCUUCAACAAUUACCACCGUUACUACUGCUGCUAGCAUUACCAGCAACAAUAAUAGUUCCUCUCAAGGCCGUCGGUCUAUCCCACCGCCAGUUCCACCUCCGCUGCCACCACCAUUACCACCACCCUUUUCAACUUCAAAUGUAAUAAUACCUGUACCUAUGGUUCAACGAAUUCCACCGUUCGAACAUGCAUCAACAUCUGGUCAAAUAUUUACACCUCCGAACGCGGCGGCUACCACACCAAAUUCACCCCCGCCUUCGCCGCAACCACAUUCGAGUGCUGCAGUGCCAACACCAUCGAACAUUCCACAAAAUGGAACUAGAACUUUACCUGACGAAUCGUUCUUGCAAAAAAGAAGAAAUGUACGUUCAUUUACCAUUUCUGAGGUUCCCUCUUCAAGUGAACAACAGCGUAUUAAUAUUCAAGAAUUUGAGCAACAAUUACCAGAGAUGCCACCGCCUCCCUAUACACCUCCAGAAUCAAGAAGACGUGGAUCUUCAAGUUUCUUUAAACCAAAAACUGCGGCGGAACUCCGUCAAGAAUUAGACAAACUUAAGGAGUACGCAAAGCGGGAACAGGAUUCUUGGAAGAUGGAAGAGGCACGAUUAUCGAUGAGGAUAGGCACGAAACCCGAGGAACUUGAGCGAAUUCGAAAAAAAAUGAGAGAUUCUGCAGAGAAAUAUAAGAAAAAGAUUGAUGUGGCCAAUUCGAAAUUGAGACAGGCUAUUGAACAAGGAUUUUAA
Messenger RNA from Ambispora leptoticha, 864 nucleotides. The record is from the annotation of a GenBank genome assembly. NCBI's taxonomy places the organism in Eukaryota, Fungi, Glomeromycota, Glomeromycetes, Archaeosporales, Ambisporaceae.